Messenger RNA from Chinchilla lanigera (long-tailed chinchilla), 2435 nucleotides. RefSeq names its product karyopherin alpha 5 (importin alpha 6) (gene Kpna5). Bases 153 to 1763 code for a protein of 536 amino acids. Gene Ontology annotation, molecular function: protein binding; nuclear import signal receptor activity. The record is from RefSeq and is a predicted model, not a curated record. Gene Ontology annotation, cellular component: cytoplasm; nucleus; nucleoplasm. Gene Ontology annotation, biological process: NLS-bearing protein import into nucleus. The transcript is spliced from 14 exons. Lineage: Eukaryota; Metazoa; Chordata; Mammalia; Rodentia; Chinchillidae.
GGGAGUCAGCUCUCGGCGUCGCGAGAGGCCCGCUGGCCGCCAUCUUGGGUCGGGAGCAGGUUUGCCCGUGCAGCCGUGCUCCGCGCUGGGGCGGGACGGGCUGUCUCUCCUUCCCCGCGGCCUGGCCAGACGGGGCCCCAGGAGCGGAUUCCAUGGCUAGUCUAGGAAAAGAUAACUACAGAAUGAAAAGUUAUAAGAAUAAAGCCCUAAAUCCUCAAGAGAUGCGUAGAAGGAGAGAAGAAGAAGGAAUACAGCUUCGUAAACAAAAAAGGGAAGAACAGUUGUUCAAACGAAGAAAUGUCUCUUUGCCCAGAAAUGACGACUCUAUGCUAGAAAGUCCUAUCCAGGAUCCAGAUAUCAGUUCCACCAUACCCAUUCCAGAGGAAGAUGUUAUUACCAAAGAUAUGGUGCAUAUGAUUUUUUCUAAUAAUGCUGAAGAACAGCUAAUGGCAACACAGAAAUUUAGAAAGCUCCUUUCUAAAGAACCUAAUCCUCCAAUAGAUCAAGUUAUACAGAAACCAGGAGUCGUUCAGAGAUUCGUGAAAUUUCUUGAAAGAAAUGAAAAUUGUACUUUACAAUUUGAAGCUGCAUGGGCAUUAACUAAUAUAGCAUCUGGAACUUUUCUGCAUACAAAAGUAGUGAUUGAAACUGGAGCAGUUCCGAUUUUUAUCAAACUUCUUAAUUCAGAACACGAGGAUGUUCAAGAACAAGCUGUUUGGGCACUUGGUAAUAUUGCUGGUGACAAUGCAGAAUGCAGAGAUUUUGUUUUGAAUUGUGAAAUACUUCCACCUCUUUUAGAAUUAUUAACAAAUUCAAACAGACUUACAACAACCAGAAAUGCUGUAUGGGCCCUUUCAAAUUUAUGUAGAGGCAAAAACCCUCCUCCAAACUUUAGUAAGGUUUCACCUUGCUUAACUGUCCUGUCACGAUUGUUGUUUAGCAGUGACUCAGAUGUGUUAGCAGAUGUGUGCUGGGCCCUUUCUUACCUCUCUGAUGGACCCAAUGAUAAAAUCCAAGCUGUCAUUGAUUCUGGAGUCUGUCGAAGAUUGGUGGAACUAUUGAUGUACAAUGAUUAUAAAGUUGUAUCACCUGCAUUAAGAGCAGUUGGUAACAUUGUCACUGGUGAUGAUAUUCAAACACAGGUGAUUCUGAAUUGUUCUGCAUUACCCUGUCUCCUGCACUUGUUGAGUAGCCCAAAGGAGUCAAUUAGAAAAGAAGCCUGCUGGACUAUUUCUAAUAUAACUGCUGGAAACAGAGCUCAGAUCCAGGCUAUUAUAGAUGCAAGUAUUUUUCCUGUUUUGAUUGAGAUUCUUCAAAAAGCAGAGUUUCGCACCAGAAAGGAAGCAGCUUGGGCUAUAACUAACGCAACCUCAGGAGGGACUCCAGAUCAAAUGAGGUAUUUGGUAGCCCUAGGCUGCAUUAAACCACUUUGUGACCUUUUGACUGUUAUGGACUCCAAAAUAGUCCAGGUGGCUUUAAAUGGACUUGAAAAUAUUUUACGUCUUGGAGAACAAGAAUCUAAGCAGAAUGGAGUUGGCAUCAAUCCAUACUGUGCUCUCAUUGAAGAAGCAUAUGGUCUGGAUAAAAUUGAGUUUCUACAAAGCCAUGAAAAUCAGGAAAUUUACCAAAAGGCUUUUGAUCUGAUUGAACACUAUUUUGGUGUAGAAGAAGAUGAUCCCAGCAUUGUACCUCAGGUGGAUGAAAGCCAACAACAAUUUGUAUUUCAGCAGCGGGAAGGACCAAUGGAAGGCUUUCAGCUUUAAUGUGGUGGGGAACAAAUUAAUGGCUAAAAGUGUUUUUCAGAUUAUCUCCUCUUUGUUGCCAGUGACAGUUGGAAUGUUUGACUUCUUUUAGCAUAGGACAGAAAAGAAAAAUUGGAUGCACUUUUUAGAAGCAAAAUGAAGCAAAAGUUUCCGUUCAGAUGCAACAUUUUGUUUAGGGUUUUUUUUGUUGUUGUUUUGGUACGAUUGUAUCUAUGUCUUUUUGUUGUGGUUAUCUGUUUGUGAAUAAAUAGAUUAUGCAGUUAUUUAACUGAAGCUUGCAAAGGAGAAUGGAUGAAGUGUUACAUAAUGGUUCUGAAAUCUUUUUCAUGUAUUUUUGGAGAGUGCACAAUAGCAGUAUAGCUAUUGAUAAUGACGUUUUGACCGUAUGUCUGACAUCCAUUCUUUACUGAAUCUACCUCUAUUUUGAAGCAAAAAAAAAAAAGCUUCAGAAGCAUGAAAUCAUGUAAAAGCUAAAUUAAAAUGUGAAAAUAUUUAUUACCGUACAUUAUAAAUCACUGUGCUGUUAUACUUUGUAAAAAAAAUCGCAACAGGAAACAUGUGAAAUUUAUUUAUAAAACCUAGAAGAAUCAUUGUCUUGAUAAUCAGUUAAAAUGUGGCAAUUGAAGAGAGAAGUUGUUCAUGUUGGACACAUUAAAAUGAUUAAAAAAUACA